Hibiscus syriacus is the source of this 1370-nucleotide messenger RNA. RefSeq names its product nuclear transcription factor Y subunit A-3-like. The record is from RefSeq and is a predicted model, not a curated record. The transcript has 5 exons. Gene Ontology annotation, biological process: regulation of transcription by RNA polymerase II. Gene Ontology annotation, molecular function: RNA polymerase II cis-regulatory region sequence-specific DNA binding; DNA-binding transcription factor activity, RNA polymerase II-specific. Lineage: Eukaryota; Viridiplantae; Streptophyta; Magnoliopsida; Malvales; Malvaceae. Bases 160 to 1185 code for a protein of 341 amino acids. Gene Ontology annotation, cellular component: CCAAT-binding factor complex.
UACUUUUGUAAAUUCUGAUUUACUUGUCGAACACUGACAGUGUGCGGUUUGUUGAUAGGCUACUGGUGUUAGUACGCUAAAAGUCUGCAGCAAAGACUUCCUUUUAACAUUUAUAAGAUCCUUUUGCACUUCCGAAAUUUCAAAGAGUAGUUCAGGGCAAUGCAGAACAUGCAUAGAAAGGAUUCUGGUGUAAAUGCACAUUCAAUGUGCACAUAUGCUGUCAGCAGCUCGUCUUUGGGCAACUCAACUGGAUCUCAGGUCCUGCAAUCUUCCAUGCCUGAAAGUUUAAGCCUGAAGAUGGGAAUUCUGGCUCAACACUUUCAUAACACCAAACAGCUGAGUUUUCAAAUCCUGGACCAGGACUCAUCAUCAACUCAAUCAACUGGUCAAUCUUGCCCAGAAGCAACUGGUGCUGGAGACAGCAAUAUUUAUGGGCAAAGUCUAAUUUUACCAUCGUCAGGGGUUAAUGGAAUUCAUGGGAAGUUUGUUGGAAGCCAUGCUAAAUUAGCCUCUUUAACAGGACAACAAGACUAUGCCGUCCCUCCUGCACAAGUUGAUUAUAGCAAAUCAAUUUCACAUAUUCCUCUCCAUUAUGCCAAACCAUAUUUUGACAGUGUAGCAACGACAGCUUAUGAAUCGCAAGCUUUGAUUCAUCAUGCUCAUAUGAUGGCAAUGCUUCGUACUCGUGUUCCGCUGCCACUGGAUCUUAAAGAAGAUGAACCGAUUUAUGUUAAUGCAAAGCAGUAUCAUGCUAUUCUCAGGCGAAGACAAUAUCGUGCAAAGCUCGAGGCUCAGAACAAACUCAUGAAAGUUCGGAAGCCGUAUCUGCACGAGUCUCGCCAUCUUCAUGCAUUAAAACGAGCUAGAGGGAGCGGUGGGCAAUUUCUCAACACAAAGAAACUCCAACAAUCCAAGAGCAUUCUGACAAGCCACGGACUGGACAUGUCCAGGUCACCUCAACUACAUUUGUCUGCAAACAUCUCCAAAACAGAAGUUCCUCAGCGGGCAAAUUUCAAAGAUGCUGCUUUGGCCACUUCUUGCUCCGAUGUCACAAGUGCCUCCAACAGUGAUGAAGUGUUUCAGCAGCCAGAUUUCAAGUUCUCAAGCUAUCCUCCUGAUCAUAUAAGUCAUGCCGGAAAUAUCCACGGUGAUGGGAACCUCCAUCAUCUUUCUGGUCUUGGCUGAUAGACAAGAUUGAUUCUUGUUUGAGCAGUUCGAUGCUGACGAAAAACACGGCUGCUUAGUUCCCAUGGGAAGUCAUCCUUGGCUCUGUUUAGUUUUACUUGUCCUGUCAGCAGACUGUUAAUAAACCGUGAACAUUAUGGUCACAUUACUUUAACAUAAACGCAUGCAUGCCUUGCCAAUUGCCA